GGCCUCUCCCCCUGCCCCCCGGUGUGGGGCCCCAAAAGCUCCCUACAUCCCCCUCUCCCCCCCAUUUCCGGCUGCAUCCCCCUGCCCGCCUCUUCCUUUGCCUCUCCCCCUCCUCCCAUCCUCCCCUCUCGUCAAACACAUUCACACACCAUGGAGGACAACCCUGCCGAUGAGUACCGCGUAGAACCGCGGCCCGAUGACGCGGCCAUCGACCGUGUCCCCUCCGCCGGAUCACUGCCGGUGGAGGAUGGCGAGGGCGAGGACCCCGACACCGGAUCGGUGCCCGAGUCCCCGGACGCCGAGCUCGACCCGAAUGCCAGUCUCCGCCAGCGGAUUCGCGAGAUCAUGAUCAAUUCCGAGCUCUCUGAAACCGAGAAGGCCCGGCGUGUGCAGGCCCUCUUUACUACCGGCCAUGUGUAUGGCGACGAGUCCCCUGGCGAAGACGUCCCCGACACUGUGUCGUGUGACGACGUCAAUGACCAGGACCCCGAAGCCCCGUCUGCUUGCCUGAAGAAGGCCACCACCGUGCCUCAGCCGCUGGUUCUCAGCCAUUACCAGGAUGGCACGAUGUUUCCCUUCCCCCAAAGUGGCCCGGCUGAUGGGGUGUCUCCGGCGAUCCCUGCCGGCACGCAUCUCGGCUGCCGGCACUACCAGUCGAGCGUCCUCCUGCUGGUGAACUGCUGCAACUCCUGGUUCCCAUGUCGCCUGUGCCAUGACGACACGGACAUCCAGCAGCACUUCCGCGCGACCGCUGCCAAGUUCGCCCGGCAAGCUGGCCGGCCCGAGCCCCCGCAGCUCAUCUGCCCGGAGACUGUCGACCGGUACAGCAUCACCACCAUGUGCUGCACUCGCUGUGGAACGGUCCAGCCGGUUGGCCAGCACUGCACCGCCUGCGACACGGACAUCUCGGAUUACUAUUGCGACGUGUGCCAUCUCUUCCAGACUGGGGCCAAGCGCAGCAUCUUCCAUUGUGAACACUGCCGGAUCUGUCGGAUUUCCGAUGGCCAGAGCUUCCACUGCUUCGACUGCGGUGUCUGCAUCGACUAUCAGGGGAAAGAUGACCACCUGUGUGUCAAAAAUCUGCUGGACCACCACUGCCCCAUCUGCAAUGAGUACCUGGCACAUUCGAUUGCCAAUUCCUGCAUUUUGCCCUGCCACCAUCCCAUCCACACGGAGUGUCUAAACUCCAUGCUUGGCAACAAUAUCUACCAGUGCCCGAUUUGCAAGGCCACCUGCGUGGACAUGUCUAUUGAGUGGCUUCGGCGCGAUUUGCUGCACUUCUUCCUUCGCUUCCCGACCGAUCUCCGCAGCUGGAAGGUUCUGGUUGGCUGUAAUGACUGCAAGAAAAAGACUGUCACCUUCUAUUCGCACUUUCCCCGCUGUGGACACUGCCCCUCAUACAAUGUCAGCGAACUGAUGGCCCAUCGGGAGGCCGAUGUUCCGGAGCCGGAUUGGUGUGAUCCCGGCGAGCGCGGCCUCUCCGCCGAGGGAGUGGCAUAUCGCUUUGGCGACCCGGUCAUCGAAAAGCGCCUGGAUGAUCUCUACGACAAACGCACCCCGGAUCAGCGUCUGGCCACCAUUCAGUUCGGUGACAUGCUCACCAGCAUGACCGCCCAGUCGAUAUCGGUCAGCGUGCGCGCUCAGCUCGAAGGCGGCGAUGGCUCCGCUCCAUUGGACUUCCUCAGUGCCCUGAGUUCCUUGGCCGGUCAGGAUGAAGAUCAUGACCACGACCACGACCAUGACCAUGACCAUGACCACGACCACGACCAUGACUAUGACCACGACCACGACCAUGACUAUGACCAUGACCACGAUCACGACCACGACCACGACCAUGAUUUUAGUCAGGAUGAGGACAGCGAAGCUGCCACCAUGUCCGAUGAGGAUGGUCACGAAUUCACCGAUGCCCUUGAGGAAGAUGCGGCCCUGAUGCCGGGUGCCCGAAUCUCGGCGGCCCCCUCCUCGGCCAGGUCGGAUGUGUCAUCCGGGGAGAGCCUGGUCCUCGUGGAGAAUGAAGUCCGCUCCGAAUCAGGGUCUCUCCCCCCGGCGGGUGGUGACCAGGACUUUGUCAUCUUGUCCCCGCCCCCCGAGUUGGCCAUUGAGUCGGCGGCCAGUGAGUCCUCAUCGGAGGCACUGGUCCCUGAUGCAGGACAACAGGAGCCGGCACAUGCUGACCAUGACACCGAUGAGGAGAGCCACUCGCCAUCGCGCCACUCCGCCGCCGCGUUGGUCCCCGAGCUGGCUGGCGAUUUGUACGAGUCCUCCCUGACGGCGGACCAGCUUUCGGACGCCAUCGAUCGAAUCCGCAAGGAGAUUGCCGACGAGGAUGACGAUGAGCACUCCGUCAUUGUGGAGACACUGCGGCUGAUCAAGCUGGCUGAGGCCGGCGAGGUUCUGCCCCACACACCCUGCGGGCCGCCAUCCAAGGUCAUUGAGAAGAUGCUGGUUCUCUACCCGGCCAUCCACAUUCUCUUCCGCCAGCGCCUGACCAACCGGCGGCCUUGAAGCAAGGGCGGCCCCUCUGGUGGGUAUAGCCAUCACUGGCUGGGGGAAUAGACUGCAUCUGCGCAUGCGUGCACAGGGAAUACCCCCAGCCCGCCCUCCUCCUCCCCCCUACACACACACACACACA
Molecule: messenger RNA, 2632 nt
Organism: Fonticula alba
Lineage: Eukaryota; Rotosphaerida; Fonticulaceae
Exons: 7
Coding region: 151-2505 (784 amino acids)
Biological process (GO): protein ubiquitination; ubiquitin-dependent protein catabolic process
Cellular component (GO): nucleus
Molecular function (GO): ubiquitin protein ligase activity; zinc ion binding
Source: RefSeq, a predicted model, not a curated record